UCCACAUCAAGCUCACCCGCUACACUCUUCCUCUUGGGGAAGGACUGAUGGAAGGAUAGCGCUCGAGGCUGCUCAAGUCGACAUGACGCGCGCAUGCCUGCCCACCGGCAGGCACGAGUCCCAGAGACUACACCCCGACGUGGGGCCAUCCCGUUACGGUGCAGUAGACUCUUGCGUGGCGUCUAUCAAGCACAUUGAGGGGCUGGACGAGACGGGGCCGCUCGACGUGGACGGCAUCGAUCGUCAUCUCGCUGUCAAGUACCCCGAGUCGCUGGUAGGCCUAAGCGAUGCUGAGCUGGCCGCCGUCGACCGCCGAGCGACUCGCAAGAUUGACAUCCUGCUCAUGCCGACACUCAUGGCGCUCUAUGUACUUAACUACCUUGAUCGGCAGAAUGUCUCGACCGCCAAGAUCGGCGGUCUCACCGUCGACCUCAACAUGACUGAGAGCCAGUUCGCGACCUGUGUUGCCGUUCUCUUUGCCGGUUACAUUUCGCUGCAGAUCCCCUCGAACAUGAUCGCCGGGCGCAUUCCUAAGCCCAGCUUGUACAUCUGCGCGUGGUGCGCAAUGUGGGGCACUGUGUCCGCGUGUACGGGCGCCGUACAAAGCUUUGUGGGGCUGGUCGUUUGUCGUCUCAUGUUGGGCUUUACAGAGGCGGCCUUCUUCCCCGGAGCAAUCUAUCUCCUGUCUCUAUUCUACACGCGCAAGCAGCUCGCGCUGCGUACCGCCAUCUUAUACUCGGGGUCUCAAAUCGGGAACGCCUUUGGCGGGUUGUUCGCGCUCGCAUGCCUCCAGCUCGAUGGGACGCACGGCCUCGAAGGUUGGCGCUGGCUUUUUAUCGUGGAGGGCGCCAUGACCGUUGGGUUCGCCAUCAUCUUUGCCUUGUACAUGCCUAACAAGCCGGCAACCAUGAGGUGGCUCGAUAGGCAGGAGCGCGACCGGGUGCUAUACCGCCUUGAAAUGGACAAGGGCACUCAAGACGGAACUAAGGAAAUGACCACGGGACGCGCAUUCAAACUGUCUCUCAAGGACCCGGCCGUCUACCUCCUCGGCCUCACGCUUUGGUGUUGCUGGGUCGCUGCGGCCGUCACCAACUUCUUUCCCAUCGUCGUCAACUCACUCGGAUUCAGCCGCACCGUUACACUCUGCAUCACGGCGCCGCCCUAUCUUCUGUGCAUUCUGUGUUUGGUCAUCGUUGGCUGGUCCUCGGACAAACAGCACGAUCGCACCUGGCACACAGUCUGCGCGAUGGGCGUAACGAUUCUCGCCAACGUGAUCGCGCUGGCAACGACCAAUGUAGCCGCACGCUACCUGGCAAUGAUGCUCAUGCCUGGCUCAUUUUAUAGUGCGACUAUCGUCCUACUCUCGUGGAUCAGCACAUCCGUCGUAGGACCCGACAUCAAGCGCGCAAUCGCGAUCGCUAUGAUUAACUCGUUCGCCAACAGCGCCAACAUCUGGACUAGUUACCUCUACAAGGCGCCUCGCUACAUUCUCGCUUUCAGCGUCAACCUCGCCGCCAGCGUGCUAGUCAUCCUCCUAACUUUGCUCACGAGGUGGUACCUCCGCCGCCAGAAUGCGCGGCUUGACCGCGGCGAGGACCUUGGCCCCAACGGGCCGUCGCGUGUGCAGGUUGAGGCGAGGUAUCGGUUCACGCUGUAG
Messenger RNA from Cutaneotrichosporon oleaginosum, 1657 nucleotides. RefSeq lists its product as uncharacterized. Gene Ontology annotation, cellular component: membrane. Gene Ontology annotation, biological process: transmembrane transport. Gene Ontology annotation, molecular function: transmembrane transporter activity. The record is from RefSeq and is a predicted model, not a curated record. NCBI's taxonomy places the organism in Eukaryota, Fungi, Basidiomycota, Tremellomycetes, Trichosporonales, Trichosporonaceae.